GCCGGAAGCACCUGUGUGGUGGUGCAAAGAAGAUGGCUUACCAGACAUUCCAGCAGGAAUAUUUACAGAUUCCUGUGGUAACCAGGGCAUACACCACUGCCUGUGUACUUACAACAGCUGCUGUGCAACUAGAACUCAUCACACCUUUCCAACUCUAUUUCAAUCCUGAUUUGAUUUUAAGGAAUUAUCAAGUAUGGCGACUUAUAACCAACUUCCUGUUUUUUGGUCCAGUUGGUUUCAACUUCUUAUUCAACAUGAUAUUCUUAUACCGGUAUUGUCGUAUGCUGGAGGAGGGUUCGUUCAGAGGCAGAACAUCUGAUUUUGUCUUCAUGUUCCUCUUUGGUGGCCUUCUCAUGACCAUAUUUGGCACAUUCGUGAGUUUGGUAUUCCUAGGCCAAGCGUUCACCAUCAUGCUGGUGUACGUGUGGAGCAGACGCAACCCCAACGUGCGCAUGAACUUCUUUGGUCUGCUAAACUUCCAGGCCCCCUUCCUACCGUGGGUGCUCAUGGGCUUCUCUCUGCUGCUUGGAAACUCCAUCAUUGUGGACCUCUUAGGUAUUGCUGUGGGACAUGUCUAUUUUUUCCUUGAGGAUAUAUUCCCCAAUCAACCAGGUGGCAGCAGAUGGUUGAAGACCCCCACCAUUCUCAAGAUGCUAUUCGACACUCCCGAGGAGGAUGCCAACUACAACCCACUUCCAGAGGAGCGGCCUGGAGGCUUUGCCUGGGGUGAAGGCCAACGUCUUGGAGGCUAGCUGGAGCUCCUUUUGCCACUAUUUUUCCUCUCUCUCUUUUUUUUUGCCUCUGGACAUUGAUGCUGAGUGCAGUGGGAGAUGAAAAACAAAGAUGUGUUCUCUCCCCAUCCCCCCCCACCCCCACCCCCAACCCAACACCAACUCGUUUCUCAUGUACUGAACAAUGAACAGAAACUCACUGAGGUCAGGGGAGAGACUCUUGGUUUGUCGACGUUUGCAGCCUUUUUCUCCCCGAAACUUUUUUGAGCCUGACUGGCGCUCAAAGCAGGAGAAGGGUCACUGCGACAGGAUGUUGCUUUUUAAAGUAAUCCUGCGCUGGCUACUGUUUUUUUUUUUUUCUUCUUCUUGUUUUGGUUUGUCUCGAUGUGCAACAGUAGUCAGUUGGCAUUCAACUGCAAAAGGAAAAAAAAUCUGGAUCAGUUCAUAUCAGAACAUUGUCAUUUUACGUAAAAAAAGAAAAAAUAAAUGUGUAUAAAGUGUGCAUUUA
This is a messenger RNA of Sardina pilchardus (European sardine), 1239 nucleotides long. It is a transcript of the gene derl2, whose product is annotated as derlin 2. The transcript is spliced from 7 exons. Gene Ontology annotation, molecular function: ubiquitin-specific protease binding; misfolded protein binding. NCBI's taxonomy places the organism in Eukaryota, Metazoa, Chordata, Actinopteri, Clupeiformes, Clupeidae. Bases 33 to 752 code for a protein of 239 amino acids. The record is from RefSeq and is a predicted model, not a curated record. Gene Ontology annotation, biological process: endoplasmic reticulum unfolded protein response. Gene Ontology annotation, cellular component: endoplasmic reticulum membrane; Hrd1p ubiquitin ligase ERAD-L complex.